CCAGGAAGCUUUGUGGAAGGAUACAAGCAGUGAUCAUGUUCUGGAAGGUCCUUGUGGUGGCCAUUUUCAUGGCUUUCGUCUACAGCGCUCCCCUUCCCUUUCCUGAAUCCCCACGAUCCUACAACGAGGAACCAGGGAUGCCCUUUGACUUCGCUUAUUCUGUGAAGGACGACUACACCGGCAAUGCCUUCGGACACGCAGCACAGAGCGACGGAAUCAUCACUUCGGGCUCCUACAGGGUCCUGCUUCCUGACGGACGGACACAAGUCGUCACUUUUUCAGCUGAUCCUCACAAUGGCUAUCAAGCAGAGGUUACGUAUGAGGGUGAAGCCAUCUACUCUAUCCCUAAACCUUCUAUUUAUUUAUAGAAGGCAAUAUAAAUCAUGCCAUAACUUGUUUGUUACACAGCCGGAACUGAAUAUAUGCCUUGCAGUUCCAAGCAUAAUUUAUUACACUAUAGAAAACAUAGAUAUUUAUUUAACUCUACAACUAAACUUUAACUAAUUACCAAACUAGGAGCAAACAAACUCUCUAGUUGUAUCUGAUUGUUACUCUGACUCAAUUACUGCUUGCAUUUAAAGUGGCCACCACAAGGUAUUGUUCAAAAGAUGUAUUAUUUUUAUAAAUAAAUGUAUAUAACC
Molecule: messenger RNA, 641 nt
Organism: Penaeus indicus
Lineage: Eukaryota; Metazoa; Arthropoda; Malacostraca; Decapoda; Penaeidae
Product: cuticle protein 19-like
Exons: 2
Coding region: 36-368 (110 amino acids)
Cellular component (GO): extracellular matrix
Source: RefSeq, a predicted model, not a curated record